Lytechinus pictus (painted urchin) is the source of this 3264-nucleotide messenger RNA. Its product is annotated as sulfotransferase 1A1-like. The record is from RefSeq and is a predicted model, not a curated record. Gene Ontology annotation, biological process: sulfation. Gene Ontology annotation, cellular component: cytoplasm. Bases 224 to 1162 code for a protein of 312 amino acids. The transcript is spliced from 7 exons. Gene Ontology annotation, molecular function: sulfotransferase activity. Lineage: Eukaryota; Metazoa; Echinodermata; Echinoidea; Temnopleuroida; Toxopneustidae.
AGUCUGUCUGAGUUACGUAAUGAGAGUCACAAUAAAGUCCCAUAAAAUCAUUCUCGUAUACCACUAUAAUGUGGUGAUGUGUUCUCUGAUAAAGGCAUAGACGUUCAUAACCCAUGAAUACAAAGUAUAAUUGUAAAGCGCUCUCAUCUUUCUCCAGCUGUUCAAACUGCAAGAUACCAUCCAUUGUGUGUCAUUAUCUUCAAGUAUUUUUUUUAGAGAGAAAAUGGGUACUAACAUAGACGACCUGCCGCUCAUCACGGGAAAUCGUAUGGUGAAGGGUCUAUCUCUCCCCAACUGGGUUUUAGAAUUAAGUAUAGAUGCCAUGGAAACGUUUCAAGUUCGCCACGAUGAUGUAUACGUCAACACAUAUCCAAAAUCAGGUACGCACUGGAUGUUGGAGAUCGUCGGUCUCAUCCUAAAUGACGGUUACCCGGAAAGAAUAAACCGAACCGCUUGGUCAUCUUGCAUUGAGAUGAUCGAUUUAGGUAUCAAUAAGAUACCCAAGACGAGAAAAGAAGAAUUGGCCAACCCGAUGAUCAUGACGCCAUUUCUGGACGUUGUGGAGAGAGCGCCCUCUCCGAGAGUUAUGCAAACUCACUUGCCGUGGAAUCUUCUGCCGCCUGAUAUUCUUCAACGAGCCAAAGUGGUGUAUGUAGCUCGGAACCCCAAAGAUGUUGUGAACUCCUUCUUUAAUUUCUUAGGGCAUACUCGAGCCUUUGGUAACGCUUCAUAUGACCAAGUCGUUAAAGCCUUUAUACACCAGGAAUAUAACUUCCGUUAUGGUUCUUGGUUUGAUCACGUGAUGGCUGCUUGGGAGCUUCGAGAUGAAGACAACAUUCUCUUCAUGUUCUAUGAAGACAUACAAAAGGAACCAGUGAAAUCCAUUGAGAAAGUGGCCGAAUUUCUUGGACGCCCUCUUUCAGAAGAAACAUUGCAGAGAGUACUUGAAAAGAGCUCUUUCAAGGGAAUGACAAAAACAUACAGGGAAGCGAAAGAAAAGGCAACAAAGAACGGAGAAGCAGACUUUACAGUUCUCGACGUGAUGAAAAAAGGUACAAGCGGGCAGUGGAAAGAACGUUUUACAGUUGCUUUAAAUGAAGAUUUCGACGAAUGGUUUGGUAAAAAGAUGAAGGAUACAGACAUCCGAUUCGAUUUCGAGUAGAAGGAUCAAAUCUUGAAAACAUUUAUCUAAUCGUUUUAUGCAUCCAUUAUUUUAUGCAAGGGGAGGAGGAAAACACAUCCUUUGUAUCUUAUACUUCAUCUGUGUAGAACCUACUUAUUAAAACUUUGUGGAAAGAAAGGAAUUCCUUUCAUAAGAAGGGUUCAGACUUUCAUUUUUGUUAUACACUAACUAACAAUUGGUAUUUAUUUUAGCAUGCAUUAUUAAAUAAAAAAUCUAAUAUGUUGUACACUCAUAGAAAAUGAAUUUAACUUAAUUUGUUAUGUAGGAGCGAAUUAAAUAGAUGAAAUCGUAGCUGUAGAAAGUACCCCAAAUCUUCCUCCUGUUAUUUAAUGGAGAAUAUGCAUGCGUUGUGUAUUUGGACAGGUAUUGUUUUGCGGUUUUCCAUUAGUUUUUGUCCUAUAAUGAUUCGUUAAUCGUAAAAAAAAAUCCUGUUUGGAGUCACAGUAUACCCUGUGAAUUCGGUUGUAAAAACGCUGUUUAAAUUUUCAAGCACGUUUUUAAAGCACGUUAAUAAUAAUAAUAAUAAUCCGCUUUUAUAUAGCGCUUAAUACGACGUGUCUAAGCGCUUUACAGAUAUAUUAUUACCCCGGUCAUCGGAUUCAACCAGUCAUUCCCGCACACAAUGUGUGCACAUCCUCCACUCCCUGGGGAGUAUUCCAGUCAGUCGCAAGUGAGGCGCACACAGUACUGGACAAGCUGCAAUGACUUUCACAUCCUACCGGGUACCCAUUUAGCACCUGGGUCGAGAGUGGCAAAGUGUUACUCUAACAACAAGUUGUUUAAACUUUCGAACGAUUUUAUUUAAACAAAUGGACAAUGUUUAAAACUUUAAACCAUAGUACAUUUUAUAGUGACGGGCUUAAACAAUGUGCUUAAAACUUUUACCAGCGUGUACACAGUAUUUUUUAAGCUAUGUUUUAUGAGUGUUUUCGAAAACUUGUUUCUAUUUCAAUUAAUAUGUCGGAUUAUUUACGUAUGGAUUUCCUUAUCUAAAAGUUACUGUAUUUAGUACGUUUAUAUAGUUUCUAAGUCAUCACUAUUUCUCCUCUUGGCUUUAUAUUAACUGUGCUUCAUCAAUGUUCAUCAAAGCGGCUUGUUUUUUUUUUCUUUACUCCUAAAGUCUUUAACGGUAUGCGCUUGUUCACUACACUGUAAAAAAAUAUUGGGUAAAUUUUUUUACCACCAUGAGGGUAAUUAUGUGUCCAACCAAUUUUGGGCAGUAUUUUACCCAAUGCGGGAAGCAUAUUGUCCAGUAAGGUUAAAAAAUAAGCAGCAAUUACUUUUAAAUGGGCAAAAUUUUCAUCACACUGGAUAAAAAAAAAUGCCACAAAAGCAUCCAAGUUGAUAUUUCAAGACUUUCUGAACGAUAAAACAUUUUUUCUGAACAAGUAUGUUAUGUCUAUACCAGAUCAAUUACUUAAAAACAUUAUACUUCUUUAUUUCUAUUAUUUUAAACAUUGUGAUGUUUUACGUUUUUCUUUUAUAUUGAUAUGAAUGGUUUCCACUUUUGUUUUAUAAUGUUUAUGUAUUUUCAUUUAUGCUGAUGUUUUUUUAAAUCGUCAUGUUUUUGUCAUUUAUAUCGUAUAUAUAUAUCUUUUUAAAUAAAUCAUUUGAAUGUUUUGAUUUUUAAUCGUUUUCUUGUAAUUAUCUUGGCCUCGCCUCUCUGAAAACAGCUUUAUGCUGAUUGCGGGCAACUAAAUAUUAUGUUUGGUUUUUCUAUCAGUGAAUAAAUAAAGUCAAGCAAACAACAAACAAACCAGAUGACUGGCAAAAUGAUCACUCAUAACACGAUACGAGUUUCUUUUAUGAGGACAAUCAAUUAGCAUUAUAAUAAUAUUAACAAGCUAAUAUUGUGCUAGAUCUCUCAGAUACUUAAACUUUUCAUUCCACCCGUUUUAAACAAGAUAUAAUGAUUAUUUCGAUUAUAAUUAUAGGCUUUGUACAUCCUUCAUUUUUUCUAUUCAUUGUAUCUCCGAGGUGCACAUUGACACUAUUAAAAAAAACAGCAAAUCUUCAUAAGGGUUCGAUUUAUUAAUUUUGGUGCCAACUUUUUAUACCAAUAAAUUUGCUUUAUGUUCUUC